GCUCUUGGGUUACUUCCGGCUCAGGGGAGGCUAUAGUGGCUCGCAGCGUCAGGGAACCAGCAGAGCGAGGUUGUUAUCCGCGCUCGCGACAGCGAUGCUGGGGGGCGGCUCCGUGGAUGGCGAGCGCGACCCGGACGACGACGCGGCGGGGGCGGUGGCCGCGCCUCCUGCCAUCGACUUCCCCGCAGAGGUGUCGGACCCCAAGUAUGAUGAGUCCGAUGUCCCAGCAGAGCUCCAAGUGUUAAAAGAGCCCCUGCAGCAGCCCACGUUCCCUUUCUUAGUGGCAAACCAGCUGCUGCUGGUCUCCUUGCUGGAACACUUGAGCCAUGUGCACGAGCCGAACCCGCUUCACUCAAAACAGGUGUUUAAAUUACUGUGCCAGACUUUUAUCAAGAUGGGGCUGCUCUCUUCCUUUACCUGCAGCGAUGAGUUCAGCUCCCUGAGACUCCACCACAACAGAGCCAUCACUCAUUUAAUGAGGUCUGCCAAGGAGAGAGUCCGUCAGGAUCCUUGUCAAGAUAAUUCUUACAUGCAGAAGAUCAGAUCCAGGGAGAUAGCUCUCGAAGCACAAACUUCACGCUACUUAAAUGAAUUUGAAGAGCUCGCCAUCUUAGGAAAAGGCGGAUAUGGAAGAGUUUACAAGGUCCGGAACAAAUUAGAUGGUCAGCAUUAUGCAAUUAAGAAAAUCCUGAUUAAGAGUGCAACUAAAACAGAUUGUAUGAAGGUGCUACGGGAAGUGAAGGUUCUGGCAGGCCUGCAGCACCCCAAUAUCGUUGGCUACCACACUGCAUGGAUAGAGCACGUUCACGUGCUUCAGCCACAAGACAGAGUUCCCAUCCAACUGCCCUCUCUUGAAGUGUUGUCGGAGCAUGAAGGGGACAGAAAUCAAGGUGGUGUUAAAGAUAAUGAAAGCAGUUCGUCCAUUAUCUUUGCUGAACUCACCCCAGAAAAAGAAAACCCUUUUGUGGAAUCUGAUGUUAAGAAUGAGAAUAACAACUUGGUGAGCUACAGGGCCAACUUAGUGAUCAGGAGCAGCAGUGAAAGCGAAUCGUCCAUUGAGCUCCAAGAAGAUGGCUUCAACAAGUCGUCUCUCAGACCAGUUGUCAAGCACCAGCUGCCGCUGGGGCAUAGCUCAGACGUGGAAGGGAAUUUUACCUCCACGGAGGAGUCUUCUGAAGACAAUUUGAACCUGCUGGGGCAGACAGAGGCGCGGUACCACCUGAUGCUGCACAUCCAGAUGCAGCUGUGUGAGCUCUCCCUGUGGGACUGGAUAGCUGAGAGGAACAAGCGGAGCCGGGAGUGCGUGGAUGAAGCUGCUUGUCCCUAUGUUAUGGCCAGUGUUGCAACAAAGAUUUUUCAAGAACUGGUGGAAGGUGUCUUUUAUAUACAUAACAUGGGCAUCGUCCACAGAGAUCUGAAGCCUAGAAAUAUUUUUCUUCAUGGUCCUGACCAACAAGUGAAAAUAGGAGACUUUGGUCUGGCCUGUGCAGACAUCAUUCAGAAGAGCGCAGAUUGGACCAACAGAAACGGGAAAGGAACGCCGACACACACGUCCCGAGUGGGGACUUGUCUCUACGCGUCACCUGAGCAGUUGGAAGGAUCCGAGUAUGAUGCCAAGUCUGAUAUGUACAGCCUGGGUGUGAUCCUGCUCGAGCUCUUCCAGCCAUUCGGGACAGAAAUGGAGCGAGCAACAGUCCUAACAGGUGUGAGGACUGGUCGGAUACCAGAGUCCCUCAGUAAAAGGUGUCCAGUGCAAGCCAAGUAUAUCCAGCUCCUGACUGGGAGGAACGCGUCCCAGAGACCAUCUGCUCUUCAGCUGCUGCAGAGCGAACUGUUCCAAACAACUGGAAAUGUUAAUCUCACAUUGCAGAUGAAGAUAAUGGAGCAAGAAAAGGAAAUUGAAGAAUUAAAGAAGCAACUAAGCCUCCUUUCUCAGGACAAAGGGCUGAAGAGAUGAGAGGGAAAUGGGGGCCUACCUGUGUAGCCUGAAUUAUGCUCUCAACCAUGUGAAAGUGGACUUGCAUUCUUAAAAGUCACCAGGGAUGUAAAUUUUCAACCCUUAGCUGAGGACGGGUGUGACUCCCAAUUGUACUGAGCAAACCUGUGUAAAG
Rattus rattus (black rat) is the source of this 2111-nucleotide messenger RNA. RefSeq names its product eukaryotic translation initiation factor 2 alpha kinase 1 (gene Eif2ak1). NCBI's taxonomy places the organism in Eukaryota, Metazoa, Chordata, Mammalia, Rodentia, Muridae. The coding region runs from base 95 to 1957 and encodes 620 amino acids. The record is from RefSeq and is a predicted model, not a curated record. Gene Ontology annotation, biological process: protein phosphorylation. The transcript is spliced from 15 exons. Gene Ontology annotation, molecular function: ATP binding; protein kinase activity.